Oldenlandia corymbosa var. corymbosa is the source of this 1416-nucleotide messenger RNA. NCBI's taxonomy places the organism in Eukaryota, Viridiplantae, Streptophyta, Magnoliopsida, Gentianales, Rubiaceae. The record is from the annotation of a GenBank genome assembly.
CCUUCAUACUAGAGGACCCGAAAUCGGAUCAUCGUCGGAUCCAACUAUUAUUACUCUUUUGAAGCUUUUCUACAGAGCCAAACUUUAUGGUCUCUCUCCUCUGUUCGAGCCUUCUUCUCCAAACUCCUUCCUCAUAGCCUUUGUUUUUCCUCCAUUGGGUUGCAGAAAAAGUAGUUGAAGUUAAAAUAACCUCUUCGCCGACAGGGAUUUGUUAUCACAGGGAAAGCUUGAAAUCAACGGUCAUCAUAACUUCAUCUGAGUGAAAAAAGAUUGGGAUACUGCAUCCAAUCUAUCAGGAAUGGGUACAAGAUGGAAAUGGAAGGGAGCAAAAGAAAAAGCACUCGCAGAUCCCAUGUCCCAGAUAGUUUGCCAGCUUCAGUCUUGUUUGCUCCAGUCAAACUCUCAAGUAUUAUUGACAAGUUCAUGCGGACUCCUUGAAGCAGACGACCAACAAAGUGAACUUCUUGAUCGCGCUUGUUUUGGAUAUCGGAUAAUCACUGCUGAAAAGGGUAACCGUUUGUUCACUUUAAGUAUGGAGGAAACUUUUUACCUAUUCUAUAUUCUUAAAUGUAUCAAAGUUAUAGGUGAGGACAAGUGUGAAAAAAGUUGUGAAGAGUUGUGGAGUUUCAUGAACUCAUGCUCAGAAAAUUUUACAAAUUUGUUCAAAGCAUAUUCACAUCUACGGAUGAAAAAUUGGGUUGUCAAACCAGGGAAUCUAUAUGGUGCCGAUUUUGUUGCCUACAGACAUCAUCCAUCCCUGGUACAUUCAGAAUAUGCAGUGCUUGUCUUGUCAGAUGGUCAGGUUGAAUCCAAUGGUCGUUUGUUGGUUUGGUCUGAUUUCGAGGGUGCACUUAGAGUGACUGGUGGUGUUGCGAAGACAUUGCUAAUUUUAUACAUUAAUAAAAGUGGAACAGAGGUAACUUCACCAUCUUGUUUUGAAAAUUUUCUUGUUGAAGAGAGAACGAUCACAAGGUGGAGUCCGGAACAAUGUCGAGAAGAUCAAACAAGUUUGAAGAAAAGCCUUGAUGCGGAUAAGAGAGGGCACAAGAAAGUCAGACCAAAGAAGAAACCAAGUGUCAAAAAUAAUUUAGGAUUAAUUAUCACAGGGGGCUUAGUUUGUUCUCUAUUAAUUUCUAAUUGUUUUUUAUUAGCACGCUUGUGGCGGAGCAAGCUUUAGGCUCUAAGAGUAGUUAGUGCGUUUUGACAAAUAAGAACUGUCCCUCUAGAUGACUUAGGAAUUUUGUCAUCCGAAGAAACAGAAUAUUUUGUCCAUGUAAAGAGUUUUGUAGGGUUGAGAAAAGAAGCAAAUUGGGAAAUUCGCUUCUGAUGAGUGAUAAAAUGGCUUUCAGAGUUUCAGGGCAUUGAUGAUCAAAUUCCCAAAAUUUCAGAAUAUUUUAAGUAUCACAUUUCCGGUCA